Musa acuminata AAA Group (dessert banana) is the source of this 2581-nucleotide messenger RNA. RefSeq lists its product as uncharacterized. The transcript is spliced from 4 exons. Lineage: Eukaryota; Viridiplantae; Streptophyta; Magnoliopsida; Zingiberales; Musaceae. The record is from RefSeq and is a predicted model, not a curated record. The coding region runs from base 563 to 1723 and encodes 386 amino acids.
GGAGGACGCGUGGUGCCUAUCUGGGCCGGCACAGGUGGUGAGCCCCACUCGACGCUUAGCAACAGCCUCGGACACCCGCCAUGAUCGGAGUCGUCCCCUGCCACAUUGCCGACCCCAACCCUCUCUCUCUCGGGCCAACGGCGUCCGCAACACCUAUGGCUCAAGGGAGCGGACAAGGAGCGGUCUCCCGUAGCGAACGGAGGAAUAGGAGGAGGGCAUCCCACAUCGGAUUCCUCGGCGAGCUGGUAAACGCAUCUUUUAGCAGGUACCAGUGAGCCCUUCGUUUGGCUUCGCCUCUUCUCCAUAACAUCUCUUCCCUGAGGAGGAGAUGUGUUCAGAAGAAGAAUGUGCCCGGAGAAGCGGAGGAGGUUCGUUUAGACAUUGAUAGAUCAAUGCUCUAGAUGCAAUUGCAUGCCACGACCGAUCAUUUACAACUUUGAAGAAACCCAAGUAGGAGCAGAAGGGUCCAUAAGGUUCAGUGUCGAAGUUACUCCUCUGAUUAGGGUGAUCAGGUUCAGAGGAAUUGACAAAUUUGUAGGACACAUUAUAUCCUAUUGAUUAUAUGGCUGAAAGGGAGAUUGCAGUUACAAAGGAAGCGCUUCACCAAUAUAUCAUCAUAAGAAAACUUCAUAUGGAGCUAGAGGAGGAAAGAGAAGCUUCAGCAACUGCAGCAAAUGAAGCUUUAUCCGUGAUUCUGAGACUUCAGAGAGAAAAGGCAGCAGAGAAGAUGGAAGCAUGCCAGUACAGGAGAAUUGCAGAGGAAAAAAUGCAUCAUGCAGAGCAAUCCUUGAUUAUUCUAGAGGAAGAAAUGCAACAGAAGGAAUUUGAGAUUUUAAUCCUUAAGCACCAAAUUAAGUUAUAUAAGACCAAGUUAUUGAGUAAUGGUAUUGGUGAUCUUGGAUCUGGAAAUGUUGUAACAAGUGAAGAUGGUGCUUUAGUGGACAAAACCGGUCUUCAUGGCUAUAUUAGCAGGAACAUCUCUUUGCCUCCUUUAAGAGUGGUUAAGUUGUGUAGUGAGACUGGUGGCAAUGAGAAUAGUCUCCUAGCAUUUUCAGAGCAAACAAAAUGGAAAAGGAUUGGUGACUACACGGACCAGCUUGGUGACAAGAAUAGGGAAACACCAAACUUGUUUUGGGAAUCUGCAACGGAUGAUUAUAAUUCUGAAGAAGUAGAUGGAGAAGUGAAAUAUGAAUCAAGUCCACGAAGAAAUGGGUGUCAAACAACAUCAAGUAACAGCCCACACAGUUCAGGAAAAGAGUUUUCAUCUUGUUCACGGGAUUCAACUCUGACUGGUGACGCAUUGUGCCAUUCAAAUUGUGGAACUAAGAUCUGUCUGGAUGCUGAAGGUGCUUCAAGUUUGCAUUCGCAAGCUGUAAAACAAGUGGAUACCAUGGAGUCUGUUGGGGAUAGCAUUUCACAUGAUCAAAUUGAAUCAAGGAGAAAUGCAAAUCAUUUGGCAUGUGUCCAUGACAUAUUUGAAGUCCCAGAAAGUGACAAAUAUCAUACCAGUAGAGAACCUAACAAGCAUUUCUUGGAAGAGUCUAUAAAAGAGUCUAAAACUUCUGUUGGCACUGAAGAUUUAGUGUCUCAAGAUACAGUAGAAUCCCCUUCCCGAGACAAUGAUUGGCUAGACAGGGUAGUCACACAUUCAGACCAUAGUAGUGGAAUUUCUACACCAACAAGCCAACCUGACAAGUUGUCUGCACCCACAAAAGCAGAUUGAAUAUGAAAAGAUUAUGAAAAUGGAAGAUUCUGAAAGGAGCAACGAACAGUUAAAGUUGUUGAGGGACAUUUAUGACAAGCUGAACACUAUAGAAUGUCACCUGCAAAGUUCCAGGUCCAAGAAGUGCCUUCAGCACAAUGAGUCCCAGUUGAUCUCUGUUAUUGAGGUAAGCUCUUGCUGCUAUUUAUAAUAAUUAAUGUUGAUAGAAGUGUCAUAGUGGAAGGUGCAUAGAGAUGUCCCAUCCUAGCCAUUAGAUAACAAUUUGCCACCUUUCCUGUCACAUGCCAUUAAAGUUGCAUCCCAAAUAAUAUGCUUAAUGUUUAUGAAAGAGGACCAAUGCUAUUCUUUAUUCUGCAAUAUACAUGAGAUUUUUUUUUUUUUACUUUCUGGUUGAAACUCCCUGAUUACUUGUAUACUUUGCUGAGGUAAACCACUCAUUAUAUACUAAUCAUCAUUUAUCUUGCAACAUCAGUUCAGAAUGGCAUAAUCUAAUGGUUGUUGAGAAUGAUUUUGUUGUUUUAUGUUUCUGAAGAACAGGCGUUCCUAUCAUUCACAAUUUAGUUAUGUUGAGCUGGUGGUCAUUCUGGCAAUGUUCAUUCUUCCAACCAGAGAUUAGUUCAUAUAUGAUGCAACCAUCCUGACUACAUGGUUAUAGAGGGUGCUGUUGUUCGUCCCCCUCCCCCCCCCCCCCCCUCAUUCAUGGAAAGGAUGAGAAUUUAGGGUGGCUCAUAUUUUUUUUCUCUUUCUUAUGUAUUAUUAAUAUAGUUUGGAGCCUGGAGUGCAAAUUAUAUUGGAAAGAUAUAUUCUACAUCAAAUACAGAUAUCACAAGAAGUUUAUAAUUGCUGUUCGGUUGAUAA